CUCUCCCACCUGCCACCCACACUCACCAUGCCACAACCAUUGAGCUCCAAGGAUGCGGCCCUGUUCCGCCAGGUGGUCCGUCACUAUGAGAACAAGCAACAUAAGAAGGGCAUCAAGACCGCGGAACAAAUCCUGAAAAAGAACCCCAACCAUGGCGAUACCUUGGCGAUGAAGGCUUUGAUCAUGAGCAACAUGGGCCAGUUGGAGGAGGCUUUCGUGCUGGCCAAGGAGGCUCUGAAGAACGACAUGAAGUCGCAUAUCUGCUGGCACGUCUACGGCCUGCUGUACCGUGCGGAAAAGAACUACGAGGAGGCCAUCAAGGCGUACCGCUUUGCCCUGAGAAUCGAGCCCGAGUCGCAACCCAUCCAACGCGAUCUCGCGCUCCUUCAAAUGCAGAUGCGUGAUUACCAGGGUUACAUACAGAGCCGGACGACCAUGCUGCAGGCCCGCCCCGGCUUCCGGCAAAACUGGACGGCUUUGGCGAUCGCACACCACCUUUCCGGAGAUUUGGAAGAGGCCGAGAAGGUGCUCACGACAUACGAGGAGACGUUGAAGACCCCGCCGCCCACCUCUGAUAUGGAGCACUCCGAGGCUGUCCUGUACAAGAACACGAUCAUGGCUGAGGCUGGCAAGCUGGAGCAGGCAUUGGAGCACCUCGAGAAGGUUGGACGCAGAUGUGCCGAUGUGCAAGCUGUGCUGGAAAUGAAAGCGGACUACCUCUUGCGCCUGGACCGCAAGGCUGAGGCCGAGGCUGCUUACACUACUCUUCUCGAGCGGAAUCCGGAGAACUCGAUCUACUACGACGCCUUGAUCCGCGCCAAGGGUCUCUCCAAGGACGACCCCAAGGCACUGAAGGCUAUGUACGAUUCUUGGGUAGAGAAGUCACCCCGUGGUGACGCUGCCCGCCGUAUCCCUCUGGACUUCCUCGAAGGAGACGACUUCAAGCAGGCCGCCGAUGCUUAUCUGCAGCGCUCGCUCAAGAAGGGCGUCCCCUCUCUCUUUGCCAACAUCAAAGCCCUUUACACUAACGUGGCCAAGCGGGAUACCGUCCAGGAAUUGGUUGAGGGUUACGUCUCCACGCCUCAGUCCAACGGUUCGGCCGAGGGACAGGCUGACGCCGACAACACUGAGUUCCUUGCGUCUUCGCACUACUUCCUCGCUCAACACUACAACUUCCACCUCAGCCGGGACUUGUCCAAGGCGAUGGAGCACGUCGACAAGGCUAUUGAGCUGUCGCCCAAGGCUGUGGAAUACCAGAUGACCAAGGCGCGGAUAUGGAAGCACUACGGCAAUCUCGAGAAGGCUGCGGAGGAGAUGGAGAAGGCCCGUCUGUUGGACGAGAAGGACCGUUACAUCAACUCCAAGGCUGCCAAAUACCAGCUCCGCAACAACGACAACGAGAAGGGUCUCGACAACAUGAGCAAGUUCACCCGGAAUGAGACCGUUGGUGGUGCUCUGGGCGAUCUGCAUGAGAUGCAGGGUGUGUGGUACCUGACGGAGGAUGGCGAGGCCUACUUGCGCCAGAAGAAGCUUGGCCUUGCUCUCAAGCGCUUUCACGCCGUCUACAACAUCUUCGAUACCUGGCAAGAAGACCAGUUCGACUUCCACAGCUUCUCGCUGCGGAAGGGUAUGAUCCGCGCAUACGUGGACAUGGUCCGUUGGGAGGACCGCCUGCGCGAGCACCCCUUCUACACCCGUGUGGCGUUCUCGGCCAUCAAGUCAUACAUCCUCCUGCAUGACCAGCCGGAUCUGGCUCACGGACCCAUUGCUACCAACGGUGUUGGAGAAGAUGAGAACGAGCGCAAGAAGGCUCUCAAGAAGGCCAAGAAGGAGCAGCAGCGUCUGGAGAAGCUGGAGGCUGAGAAGCGCGAGGCGAGAAAGGCGGCCAGCACCGGGAAGAGCGCCGACGGGGAGGUCAAGAAGGAGGACCCUGAUCCGCUUGGCACCAAGCUGGUCUCGACCCAGGACCCGCUCCUGGAGGCGAUGAAGUUCCUGACUCCCUUGUUGGAGCUCAGCCCUAAGAGCAUCGAGGCUCAGACUCUCGGAUUCGAAGUGUAUCUCCGAAGAGGUAAAUACGCCCUCGCCCUCAAGUGCCUCACCGCCGCCCACUCCAUCGACGCCUCUAACCCCACUCUACACGUCCAACUUCUCCGACUCCGCAAAGCUCUCGAUGGCUUGUCCGAGCCCCUCCCUGCCCAGGUGGCCGAGGCCGUCAACGCCGAGUUCGAGACCUUGCUCCCGAAAUCCCAGAACCUGGAUGAGUGGAACGAGUCCUUCCUGUCCACCCACAAGGACAGCGUCCCUCACAUCCAGGCCGGCCUCACCAGCCGUCAGCUCCUGAAACCCGACACCAAGUCGCAAUGUGAACAAGAGCUCACCGCCACCCUCGACUCCGCCAACAUCACCAUCGAUACUGCCCUGGCCGGUCUAGAGCUGUUCAACGAGUGGGGAAGCGACCAGGCCGUUAAGACCGCCUACGCCGAGAAGGCCAGCGGCAAGUGGCCCGAGUCAUCAGUGUUCCGUCUGGAGUAAAUAGCUUGAUCUUAUUUGUCCCUCGGUGCAACGUAACAUGACCCGGCUAAAGCAACCGGGCUUGCGUCGAGUUUCUUCUGUCUUGGCCAUCUCUUGGACACUGGAUACCUAUUUUUUUCUGGUGCAGCCCGGAUAUAGCUAUAGCUGAGCGUAUUCUGAGUGUACGUGUGGUCCCGGGGGGAUGUGGCUGACGAGGAUACCUGGCCUUUGAUGAGGAUUGGGGAG
Molecule: messenger RNA, 2757 nt
Organism: Aspergillus homomorphus CBS 101889
Lineage: Eukaryota; Fungi; Ascomycota; Eurotiomycetes; Eurotiales; Aspergillaceae
Product: peptide alpha-N-acetyltransferase complex A subunit NAT1
Exons: 3
Coding region: 28-2532 (834 amino acids)
Biological process (GO): N-terminal peptidyl-methionine acetylation
Cellular component (GO): cytoplasm; NatA complex
Molecular function (GO): protein-N-terminal amino-acid acetyltransferase activity; protein binding
Source: RefSeq, a predicted model, not a curated record